AUGGAUCCAAUUUUGGAAUGUUACAUUGAAGAAUCACAAGGAACGGAAAUAAUUUCAAAUCCUCAACACUAUUUGGUGGCCGAGGAUCAAGUUUAUAUAAACAAGCAAACUAUAUCGGAAGUUAUGAAGCGAUAUGCAUUUCUAAGAGAGUUUUCUUUCGUUGCAAAAAGAUCAAGUCCUACCUGUUACUAUCUAAAGUGUGCUACAGAAAACUGUUCAUGGGUUUUUAAAUCCUCAUGUUUGAAUAAUUCAAAGUUAUUCAAAGUGAGGAAAUUCUAUGAUAUACAUUCAUGUCCAUUGAAGGACCGGAUUCAAUCAAAGCGACAAUCAACAAGUGGUGUGCUUGGGGCAAUGUUGGUUGAAAAGUAUGUCGAUCUGAAGACCGUUUACACACCAACAGACAUACAAGCAGACAUGCUAAGGAUACAUUGUAUUUCAUUAACAUACAUGCAAGCAUGGAGAGCACUUAAUGCAAGUAUAAGAGGCUGGGAGUAUUGUCGACCAAUAGUAGUCGUGGAUGGUACACAUUUAAAAUCAACAUACGAAGGCACAAUGUUGAUAGCUAGCACAUUAGAUCCAGGAGGUCACAUCUUGCCGCUUGCAUACGGAAUAGUUGAUUCAGAAAAUGAUGAUUCAUGGUUAUGGUUCUUUGAGAAUUUUAAAAAUGCAUUCGGUGAAAGGGAAGAUAUGUGCUUUGUUUCUGAUAGAAAAAAGAGCAUUUGGAAUGCUACUGCAGCUGUUUAUUCCGAAUUCAGACAUUACGCAUGCAUAUACCAUCUAUGGACCAAUUUACUAAAGAAAACAUACAGAGAUACAGAAGAGGUUAGACCAUUAUUCUUCAGUUUAGCAAAAACUUACACUGUUCAAGAGUUUGAUGAAUUGAUGACAAGGAUGGAUCAAAUUAAUCCAAAAUACCGUGCUUAUCUACAAAAUGCAAAUUAUGAGAAAUGGUCACACACACAUUCACCAGUAAAAAGGACUUGGACACUAACAAGUAACAUUGCAGAGUCACUAAAUAACGCUAUUCUUGUUGGAAGAAGGUUACCAGUGGUACCAUUGUUGGAAUUUGUUAGAAAAACAAUUGAAGCUUGGAAUGAGAAACACAACGAAAAAGGUAGAAAUACUACAACAACCUUGACAAGUAAAUAUAAUGAAAUGUUAGAGGACAAUAGAAAUUUGUCUCAUCGUAUGCUUGUACGCGCAUCAACAAUACACCUUCAUACCAUUACAGAUGGUGCAAAGAGAUUUCAACAUGAUGAGAUCCCUUGUAGUCAUGCACUUGCAGCAAUUAGACAUAGGAAUAAACAUCGCGAUGAUUAUUGUUCAGCUUAUUAUAGUAAUAAGAAUUAUCAAGAUACAUAUGCAAUACCAAUUGAACCCUUGCCUUGCGAAAGCACUUGGGAUGUUCCAUCACAUGUCUUGGAAGAGGUAGUAUUACCACCAAUUACAAGAAAGCAACCUGGCAGACCUCCAAAAAAUGAUCGCAAAAAGGGAUUUACCGAAGGAGAGAGGAAGAAGAGGAAAUUAUACGGUUGA
Messenger RNA from Solanum verrucosum, 1536 nucleotides. RefSeq lists its product as uncharacterized. Bases 1 to 1536 code for a protein of 511 amino acids. Gene Ontology annotation, molecular function: zinc ion binding. NCBI's taxonomy places the organism in Eukaryota, Viridiplantae, Streptophyta, Magnoliopsida, Solanales, Solanaceae. The record is from RefSeq and is a predicted model, not a curated record. The transcript is spliced from 7 exons.